Molecule: messenger RNA, 1368 nt
Organism: Closterium sp. NIES-65
Lineage: Eukaryota; Viridiplantae; Streptophyta; Zygnematophyceae; Desmidiales; Closteriaceae
Source: the annotation of a GenBank genome assembly
AUGGCGGAAGAUUCCGAAGCUGCCUCCCGGGCGUCAGCGGCGCUUGCUGAUGGCGACGACGGAGGCGCAGAUUCGGCGGCUCCCGCUGCGCCUGCUCGUCCGCCCGAAACGAGGGAAGAAAUGCUGGAGCGGCACAGGGCGGAGGCUAAAGACCUAGUCAAGAAAGAAAUGGCGAUGAAGAAAGCGGCUGCGAAGGGCAGCAAGGCGGAGCAAAAAGCCAAGAAGAAAGCCGUAGAGGAAAAGGUUCAAGCAUUAGAAUCCGAGAUGAAAGGCCGUCAUAAGCGCGAACUCGACGAGCUCGCUGCCUCCGCGGCCUCCGCCACGUCAGCAGCCGACGCGGCGGCCGCGGGCGUCGCCGGCCUUGCCGUUUCCGGAGAACCCGGUGGAAGAAGUGAGGGAGCAACAGGAGCAGGAGGAGGAGCAGGAGCAGAGGCGCCGCGAGUCUCCCGCGCGCAGAAGCGGCGGGAGAAGAAGACGCGGCAGGAGGCGGAGCGGGCGGCGCGGAUCGAGGAGGAGCAGGAGGGGCUGGUGAGCGAGCGAGUGGUGGAGGAGCAACGGCUAGCGGCGAAGCUAUCGCCCCUCGGGCUCACCCUAAGAGAAGUCAAGCCGGACGGCCAUUGCCUGUUCCGCGCAGUAGAAGAUCAGUUGAGAGGAGUGGGAGUGGGAAUGGCUGGUGAGGGGAUGGGUAUGGGCGCGGCGGGAGCGGUGGGUGGGUCUGGCGGAGAUGGGAUGGAUUUCUGGGGGUUGAGAGCGGUGGCGGCGAAGUACAUGCGUGCGCAUGCGGAGGAUUUCAUGCCGUUUGUGGUGGCGGAACUGGCUUCAGGUGAGCUGCACCCGUAUGGGGAUAACGGAGCAGGAGCAGCAGGGGCAGGAGGAGGAAUAGACGGAGUGGGUGGAAGCUUCUCAUCUGCAGCAGCAAAUGCUGCUGCUGCUGCUGAGUGGGAGUCUGAACCGGAGGAGAGGCGGAUGUUCCUUCGUUAUUGUCACGAGGUGGAGCACACUGCAGCGUGGGGCGGCCAGCUGGAGCUGCAGGCGCUGGCACAGUCGCUGCGGCGCCACAUCGUCGUCUACUCAGCCGACCUGCCAGAUGUCAACCUGGGAUUGGAGUACGCUCCUGCAGCCGCAGACGCAGCAGCAGCAGCGGGCGGGGCAGGGGCAACCGCAGCAGCAGGAGCAGCAGCAGCAGACAGCGCAGUGACAGGAGCAGGAGCUAGCAGCGGUGCUGCUGCUGCUUCUGCUGGUCCUGCGCCUAUCCGAGUGUCAUUCCACCGCCAUGCGUAUGGUCUGGGAGAGCACUACAAUUCCGUGGUGCCGCUGCCAGUACCUGCUGCUGGGGCUGGGCUGCUGGGCGAUGUGAGUGAGGAGUGA